AUGGCAACAGAAAACAAGUCAAAUUUAUGUUCAAUCUGCAAUAAAUCACCAGGAAUUCGCUUUUGCUUUGGAUGCAAUAAACACUUUUGUUCAAAGGAUUUUCGAGAACAUGAAAAACAAUUAGCAAUUAAAUUCGAUGAUGAAGUAGUUAGAUCUCAUGAUGAACUUCUGGAUCAAAUACAAAAGUUAGAAAAAUCAAAUUAUUUGUCAUCGGAUCUUUUCGCUCAAAUUGAACAAUGGAAGAAGACAACAAUCAACAAAGUUGAAAGAGCAGCAGAAAAGGCACAGCAUGAACUUGCCGAGCUAAUAGAUAAAAACCGAGCAAAAUUAACAAAACAACUUCAAUCAAUUACAAAAGAAAUUCAUUCACGUCAAGAAGAAGAAGAAGUUUUUGCUGAAAAUGAUAUAGAUCAACUUAAACAAGAAAUCGAUAAAAUUAGACAAAAACUUGAAAAACUCAUUCAAAAAGAUAAAACUCAAAGCAUCAUUAUUGAAAAUAAUCAAAUUGAUUGGAAUCGACUUAUAUACAUUCAAGAAAUCCAAGAUGAACGUGGUAUUGAAGAAAAACAGCAAAGUCGAGGAAAACAAAUCAACUGUGAUAAAGAUAUACAAAUAGUUGUAAAAACUAAAUAUGAAAAUGUUGAUGGCCCGACAAAAAUUUAUCGUGAUUUAGCCGGAGCUGCUUCAUUAUCCGUAAUUAAAUUAUGGUUUAAAAAUGAUCAACAUUACUAG
Messenger RNA from Rotaria sp. Silwood1, 732 nucleotides. The record is from the annotation of a GenBank genome assembly. NCBI's taxonomy places the organism in Eukaryota, Metazoa, Rotifera, Eurotatoria, Philodinida, Philodinidae.